AAUAUUACUUUAUCUACCCUUUUCAAUUCAAAGCAUAAGCACUAAGCACUUCUGUUCUGCAUUUAUUCUCUUUGCAAAGUGCAAACAAAAAUCAUUAUCUAAUUUGUUUCCAUUUCUUACUACUUGUUUCAUUUUUUUUCUCAAGAUUGUACAUGUGUAUCAAUUGUGAAAGUUUUUUCUUAUUCUGAUUCAAUUAAUAGUUCUGUAUAUUGCAUUUGCAUACACUAUAUAAUAUAUAUCAGGUGACACUUGAAUUGAAACUUCAAAUAAAGUAAUUAUGCUUUCUGCUAAAUCAGAAUCUGAUAUAACUAGUUUAGCACCAUCAUCACCAUCAAGAUCUCCAAAGAGACCUGUGUACUAUGUACAAAGUCCUUCAAGAGAUUCACAUGAUGGUGACAAAUCAUCUUCCAUGCAUGCUACUCCAAUAUCAAACAGUCCUAUGGAGUCACCUUCACAUCCUUCUUUUGGCCGUCACUCCAGAAACUCGUCUGCUAGUCGGUUUUCGGGGAUUUUCAGGUCAUCUUCAGGCAGGAAAAGUGGUAGAAAGAGGAAUGAUAAAGGCUGGCCUGAGUGUGGUGUCAUUCUUGAAGAAGGCUCUUAUCGCGAAUUCGAUGAUAAACCUUUUGCUAGGCGAUUUCAAGCUUUGAUUGCUGUUUUUACUUUUGUCGUUGUUUUUACUGUGUUUUGUUUGAUCAUUUGGGGUGCUAGCAGGCCUUACAAGGCAGAAAUUACUGUCAAGAGUUUGACUGUACAUAAUCUAUAUGCUUGGGAGGGUACAGACUUCACAGGAGUCCCAACAAAAAUUAUGACAAUUAAUAGUACUUUGCACAUGAGCAUAUAUAACCCUGCUACAUUUUUUGGAAUUCAUGUUCACUCUUCACCCAUCAAUCUUGUUUUCUCAGAUAUCAGUGUUGCAACUGGUGAGUUGAAGAAACACUAUCAGCCAAGAAAAAGUCACAGAAUUGUAUCAGUGAACUUGAAAGGUAACAAGGUUCCUCUUUAUGGCGCUGGAUCAAGCAUAAUGGUUUCGCAAAUGGGUAGCGUUGAAGUAGCACUUGUGUUAAAGUUCGAAAUGCGAUCGCGAGGUGAUGUAGUGGGGAAACUUGUAAGGACAAAACAUGAUAAGGAAAUCACUUGCCCUUUGGUUAUCAACUCUUCUGGAUCAAAACCUAUCAAGUUCAAGAAGAAUUCAUGCACAUAUCAUUGAUAUGAUUUGUCCAUUUUGAGAGUUCAUGUAUUUAUGGUUGUAACAGAAAAUUGUAUAAUCUAUAGUUUGUGUGGAUUUUUUAGCUUUAGGAGGUUCAUUUGCAAGAGAAAUUCCUGAAUCAAUUUGUGUAUUUUAUUUACUCUUGUGCAAAUAAAUGCAUGUAAGUGUGGGUUUUUAUUUAUUUUAAUAACCCAAUUUUAAACAAAAAUUACCAA
Molecule: messenger RNA, 1422 nt
Organism: Cicer arietinum (chickpea)
Lineage: Eukaryota; Viridiplantae; Streptophyta; Magnoliopsida; Fabales; Fabaceae
Source: RefSeq, a predicted model, not a curated record